UUUGACAAAACAAAAGUUUAUAUUUACGAGUGGCGUGAGAAAAAAAAAAUUCUCAACGAUUUAGUAGUAUUUAAAUCAAUAUUAGAUUUAUAUGCGUUGUUUUUAGUAAAUUAGUUUUUACUGUCACAAGUUAUAUUACAUGGUGUUAAGUCGAUCUAGUCUUGUAGAAAUUGACAUGACAUUGUGAUUGUUUUGAUAUAAGAACUUUCGAAAAAUAUUCUAAUUACUAACUCAUGUUGUAAUAUACUUACGGAUUUACGAUGGAAGGUGGAGAUUGGAGAAAUAAUAUUAUAAGUCAGCUACAGGCUCGAAAUAAGCGAGAAACGAGUUCUUUUCAAGAUAUCAUAGCCUUUCAAAGCAGACUCUUUGAUAAUGUUAAUACACUGAAAAAUGAAAACUUACAGCUCACAUUAUUGAAUGAAAGAAUUAGAUUUUCCAGUACAGAAAGUGUAUUGAACAGUGGAGGUGGUGUAUCUAAUGAAAGAAUACAGGCUUUAGAACAAAAAAUCCUAUUGCAACAAGAGGAACUUACAUCGCUGCACCGAAGACGAGGUGAAAGUUCUCAGCAAAUUAUUAACCUCAAUGCUAGAGUACACGACUUAGAAAAGAGUUUACAAGCCAAGGAUGUAAUAAUUUCAGAAAAUACUGCAUUAAUAGCAUCAUUACGUGCUGAAAUCCAGAUGUAUGAAACAAACAUGACAGAAUUACAAGGACUUAAUCAAGUUCUCAGGGAUGAGCAUCAGGCAUUGCAAAUUGCAUUUGCUGCUAUUGAAGAAAAAUUGAGGAAAGCACAGGAUGAAAAUCGGUCCCUCGUUGAAAGGCUUAUAAAGUACAAAGCAAAAGAUGCGGACAAAAUGAAUGAAGAAAAUGAACACUUUCUCAAGUCAAGCAACCCUACUGCGUUUUUCAUCAACACGUUUGGUAGAGUUAGUUUCGGGAAAAAGAGUGACAAGGUACGCAAAGAACUGGAAGAGGCAGCUAGAGAGGCUGGCAGCAGAAACAGUGCCGGUUCCGCGGGCAGUUCCGAGGAGAAGAUUAUGGACUCGUUGCCGUACUAUGCGACCGCCUUGCCUACAAAAGUUGCAUUGAGAUUUGAUGCGCACGACGGUGAAGUGAAUGCUGUUAAAUGGAGUCCAACAGACCACUUAGUGGCGACGGGAGGCGCCGAUAGAAAAGUUAAACUAUGGAAUGUCUCUAAAAUUGGCGUAAUAGAAUGCAAAGGGACGCUCGUCGGUUCUAACGCUGGUGUGAUGUCGGUGGACUUUGAUGCAACUGGAGCGUACAUCGUAGGGGCUUCCAACGACUUUGCGAGUCGCGUUUGGACUGUUGGCGACCAGAGGUUAAGGCACACGUUAACGGGGCACAGCGGAAAAGUGAUGGCGGCUAAAUUUCUCGGUGAACCAACUAAAGUCAUCACUGGCAGCCAUGAUAGGACGCUUAAAAUAUGGGAUCUUAGGAGUAGAAUGUGUACAGAAACUAAGUUCGCAGGAUCAUCUUGCAACGACCUCGUGACGUCCGACGGCGCGGGCUCCACCAUCAUCUCGGGCCACUUCGACAAGCGGAUACGCUUCUGGGACAUACGCACAGAAAUGUCGGCCAACCACAUCAUGCUGCAGGGCAAGGUCACGUCGCUCGACCUCAGUAGAGAUAGCAAUUAUUUGUUGGCGUGUGUUCGAGAUGACACGAUACAGCUCAUAGACUUACGGAUGAACACAAUAGUACGAUCGUUCAGUCACGAGUCGUUCAAGGUGGGUUGCGACUGGUCGCGGGCAGCGUUCGGGCCGGCCGGCCGGCUGCUGGCGGUGGGUGCAGCGGACGGCGCGGCGUACGUGUGGAACACGCAUUCGGGCAAACUAGAAGCCGUAUUAAAAGACCAUUCAUCAGCCGUAACAGCAGUGUCAUGGCAUUCACAGUCUGGACUCCUGGCUUCGGUAGAUCGAGGAAAGCGCGCAGUCAUUUGGGGUGAUUUGUGACAGGCGACCGAAAAUGUUGCACUCCCGCUAACUGAACAGGUAGUGAGUCAGAAUACUGCGGAGCUUGAGGGCGACAGUGCGGAGAUGUUGGACUUCUUCCGAGGCCUCACCACCGAUAUUCUUCAGCGAUUUACAUGAGGCCUCACCACGUACAUCGACGUGCGCAGGCGCCCCGUGGUUCACUGACGUGGUGAAAAAAAUCUCUAAUAUGAUUUUUUUACCUUCAAAGGGACUUUAUGAGACGAGACAUAAAUAUUAAAAUAGUUAUACCGAUUGUGAUAGCAAAUCGAGACAAUAUUGCUUGAAGAAUAACAAAGGGUUGCUAUGUUCAUAUUAUUAAUUCGUUGCCAAUGUUUAAUUAUAUAACAGAAACUUUGUAGUCAUGAUUGACUAAAUGUGCUAAUCUCUAAUUGCCCACCUACUCAAUAAAAUUGUAUACAAAAAAAAAAUUCAGUAGUAGGUCAAUUUUUCACCUGGUAUUCAAGGAAAGAGCAUACUUAUAGCUAAUCUUAUUCGGCAGCGCCCUAGCUGGGUUAAUCCCUUGCUUAAUUCAAGCAUUAAUUCAAUAUUAUAUAGAUCAGGUUAUCUUGUCGUAUUGAAAUACAUCAAUAUAGUUGAUUGUAUAGGUAAGGGAUAAACUUUAGAACAUUCUUCUAACAAGAUAUAAAAUUAUGAUUUCAUAUCAUCAUCAUAAUAUUAGGUUUCUAUUCCAAAACACCACAAAUUCCAAGGUGUACCCAUCUUGUCCCUUACCUUCUAUCAGUGCAACAAGAUAACGGGUCUAGUUAUGAAUAAACUUCACUUUAGUGGAAUCGACGAUGACGCUGAAAUUGAAAGCGUGUAUUUUUAGUUUGACGAGACUAUUUUAACGAUUCGCCUUUACUUAAUUUCUUGGCAGUUAUGUUCUACGCAUCUAGGCUAUAAUGAUCCUCAUUAUGUAUCUCGAUAAAAUCUAUAAACGGCUGAGCAUCAAGUUAUAUUUAAUAGGCGUAUCUGAACUAACAUUACAUUCCCUUGCGUAAUUUUUAGAGUCCAUUAAUUUAAAUGCCAUUUAUAGCUGAAACAAAAAGGAUGUGCGGCGGAAUCUUGUCUAACAUAGUUCUUAGAGGUGUAAUAAUAUAAGGAACUGUAUGAAGGUGUUUACAUACAAAGUGCGUGUUGGAGCCGCGCUCCUGCUUUUGCGUAACCAUUUUUUUUACUAUAUAGGUUUGCACUUAAUCAUGCUAAAUAGUAAAUGAUGAUGUAGCCUGCCUGCCUUACAGGUGCCUAUUCACUCUUUUCAGGGUUCCGUACCUCAAAAGGAUAAAAGGAACACUUACAGGAUCACUU
Molecule: messenger RNA, 3302 nt
Organism: Maniola jurtina (meadow brown)
Lineage: Eukaryota; Metazoa; Arthropoda; Insecta; Lepidoptera; Nymphalidae
Gene: Atg16
Product: autophagy-related protein 16
Exons: 15
Coding region: 261-1973 (570 amino acids)
Biological process (GO): autophagosome assembly
Cellular component (GO): autophagosome membrane
Molecular function (GO): protein binding
Source: RefSeq, a predicted model, not a curated record